Molecule: messenger RNA, 5315 nt
Organism: Dromiciops gliroides (monito del monte)
Lineage: Eukaryota; Metazoa; Chordata; Mammalia; Microbiotheria; Microbiotheriidae
Gene: TSHZ2
Product: teashirt zinc finger homeobox 2
Exons: 2
Coding region: 443-3550 (1035 amino acids)
Biological process (GO): regulation of transcription by RNA polymerase II
Cellular component (GO): nucleus
Molecular function (GO): DNA binding; DNA-binding transcription factor activity, RNA polymerase II-specific
Source: RefSeq, a predicted model, not a curated record
GAAGAGGAAGAAAAAGAAAAAACCUACUACCUUUCGCCUUAUCUUUCCGCGUGUGAGUGCGUGUGGUGCGUGUGUGCGGCACAGUUCCUGCCAUCUGAUCCUGGUCUUGGAUGUUUAAUAAAGAAAUCAAGUGUCUCAACAGUCACCCCCCCAAAAACAAAACCAAAAAACAGACCAAAAAAAAAAAAAAGGACCAACAACAUCAUCAGCAACCAACAACCCGACAUUGUCAACACGAGACAGGUUUUUUUGUUUUGUUUUGUUUUGUUGGGGCUUCCCCUCCCCCGGUUUUUUUCCCCUUAAGCCCUUAGUGGAGGGGGGACGCUCAGUGUGAGAGAGACAGAGACAGAGGGGGAGAGACAGAGACAGACGAGACAAGCGAGCACCCCCCGAGCUGCUUCUCGGGUCUGGGGACAGAAGUGAGAUUGGAGAAAGUAGAGCGAUGCCGAGGAGGAAACAGCAGGCACCGAAGCGGGCGGCAGGUUAUGUGCAAGAGGAAGAAUUGAAGGAGGAGGAAGAAAUCAAAGAGGAAGAGGAAGAUGAUGAGGACAGCAAUUCUGUAGUUCAACUUCAGGGCAGCAAUGACCCGGGCACAGAUGAAGAACUAGAAACAGGCACAGACCAGAAAAGUAGCUUUAGCUACCAGAACUCCCCAGUAAGUCAUUUAUCUAAUCAGGAUGCCGAAAAUGAAUCCCUUUUAAGUGAUGCCAGUGACCAGGUGGCAGACAUUAAAAGUGGAUGUUGUCGAGAUGCCCAGGACAAGAAAGCUACUGCCCAUCCCAAACUUCAGAAUGAAACACACAACUGCAUGGAUAAGAUGACCGCCGUCUAUGCCAACAUCCUGUCUGAUUCCUAUUGGACAGGCCUUGGUCUUGGCCUCAAGUUGUCAAGCAGUGAGCGGAGAGGUUGUGAUACACGAAAUGGAGGUAACAAAAGUGACUUUGAUUGGCAUCAAGAUGCUUUAUCCAAAAGCUUACAGCAGAAUUUGCCUUCCAGGCCUGUCUCCAAACCCAAUCUUUUCAGCUCUGUGCAGUUGUAUCGACAGAGUAGUAAGAUGUGUGGGACUGUGUUCACAGGGGCAAGCAGGUUUCGGUGCCGGCAGUGUAGUGCUGCCUAUGAUACCUUGGUAGAGUUAACCGUGCACAUGAAUGAAACCGGUCACUACCAAGAUGAUAACCGCAAAAAGGACAAGCACAGACCUACCAGCUAUUCAAAGCCCCGGAAAAGGGCUUUUCAGGACAUGGACAAGGAAGAUGCACAAAAAGUUCUCAAAUGUAUGUUCUGUGGUGACUCCUUUGAUUCCCUGCAAGAUUUGAGUGUUCACAUGAUAAAAACAAAACAUUACCAAAAAGUGCCUUUGAAGGAGCCAGUACCAACCAUUUCUUCGAAAAUGGUCAACCCAGCAAAGAAACGCGUUUUCGACGUCAACCGGCCCUGCUCCCCAGAUUCUACCACUGGAUCAUUUGCAGAAACAUUUUCCUCUCAAAAGAAUGCCAACCUGCAGCUGUCCUCAAACAACCGCUAUGGCUACCAAAAUGGGGCCAGCUACACCUGGCAGUUUGAGGCCUGCAAAUCUCAGAUCCUGAAAUGCAUGGAAUGUGGGAGCUCUCAUGAUACCUUACAGCAGCUCACUACUCACAUGAUGGUCACAGGUCACUUUUUGAAAGUCACCAGCUCCGCUUCCAAAAAAGGAAAGCAGCUGGUGCUAGAUCCACUGGCAGUGGAGAAAAUGCAGUCGUUGUCAGAGGCCCCGGGAAAUGACACUCCGUCUGCUAAGCCGUCUACCAAUGCAACUUCAGAAUGUGCAGUACCUCCUCCAAUAGAGCUAAAGAAAGAGAGCAAAAAAGAAAAACUGGAGGAGACUAGCAAAGACGAGAAAGUGGUAAAAGGUGAAGAAUAUGAAGAUACUCUUCAAAAACCACUGGAUCCUACAAUAAAAUACCAGUACCUUAGGGAAGAAGACUUGGAAGAUGGCUCCAAGGGUGGAGGAGACAUUUUAAAGUCAUUAGAAAAUACAGUUACCACAGCUAUCAACAAAGCCCAAAAUGGGGCUCCCAGUUGGAGUGCAUAUCCUAGUAUCCAUGCAGCCUACCAGCUGUCAGAGGGCACAAAGUCUUCUUUGCCUAUGGGCUCCCAGGUACUCCAGAUUCGACCAACCAUCACCAAUAAGUUAAGGCCAAUAGCUCCAAAGUGGAAGGUAAUGCCCCUUGUUUCUGUCCCCACAAACUUAGCCCAGUGCACUCAAGUGAAGAACGAAUCAGAGGAUAAGGAUGAAGCACAGAAGGAGUACCCAAAAGACAGCCCCACCACCGAUGCAUCCUCCUUGAGCCACAGUGAGGGUGAGUCUCUCCCCAAAAGUGAGACUCCUUCAGACUCCAGAAAGACUGAUCCCCUUCCCCUAAAAGAGGAGGACAAAGUGAAAGAGAACAGCAUUAGAGAGAAAUCCCAACCUAUGGAAUCCACAUCUUCUCUUAGCAAUGGCUGUACCACCACCAGCCAUGCUCCAGCACUACCUUGUAUUAAUCCACUCAGUGCCCUACAGUCUGUGUUGAAUAAUCACCUGGGCAAGGCAACUGAACCUCUGCGUUCUCCAUCCAAUUCCAGUCCCAGCUCAAGCACAAUUUCUAUGUUUCAUAAACCGAAUCUCAACAUCCUUGAGAAACCUGUUUUGUCUCCGGCCCCAUCCAGGCCGGCAAGUGUGUCUAGGCGCUACAUGUUUGAAAACAAUGAUCAGCCCAUCGAUCUGACCAAAUCUAAAAGCAAGAAGGCAGAGUCAGCACAAGCACAAUCUUGUACUUCCCCACCGCAGAAGCAUGCUCUGUCUGACAUUGCCGACAUGGUCAAAGUUCUUCCCAAAGCUACCACGCCAAAACCCACCACCACCUCUUCUAGGGUCCCUUCCAUGAAGCUGGAGAUGGAGGUCAGGCGCUUUGAAGAUGUUUCUACAGAAGUCUCCACUUUGCAUAAAAGAAAGGGCAGGCAGUCCAACUGGAAUCCACAACAUCUUCUAAUCCUACAGGCUCAGUUUGCCUCAAGCCUCUUUCAAACAUCAGAAGGGAAAUAUCUCUUAUCAGAUUUGGGUCCCCAAGAACGUAUGCAGAUUUCCAAGUUUACUGGACUAUCUAUGACCACCAUUAGCCACUGGCUGGCAAACGUCAAAUAUCAGCUUAGGAAAACUGGAGGGACAAAAUUUUUGAAAAAUAUGGACAAAGGACAUCCCAUCUUCUAUUGUAGUGACUGUGCAUCUCAGUUUAGAACCCCUUCUACCUACAUCAGCCACUUAGAGUCCCACCUAGGCUUCCAAAUGAAGGAUAUGAACCGACUGGCCAUGGAACAGCAAACCAAGGUUGAGCAAGAGAUCUCCAGGGUAUCGGUUCAAAGGUCACCGGAAACUAUAGCUGCGGAAGAGGACACGGACUCUAAAUUCAAGUGUAAGUUGUGUUGUCGGACCUUUGCAAGCAAACAUGCAGUAAAACUUCACCUAAGCAAAACGCACAGCAAGUCACCUGAACACCACUCACAGUUUGUAGCAGAUGUGGAUGAAGAAUAGCUCUGAAGGUAUGCGUUUGCUUCCAAGGUGAAUUGUAAGGUCGGGAUUGUAAGGAGCCUUGUAAAGAAGAUGUAUUUGCUUAGAUGCAGCCAACAUUCCCAAAGGUUCAAAGAGCAUGCCAGUUUGCUGGAUUAGGACUUAUUUCUUAAGAGAGCAAAGCAUAAUAGAUGGGUUACAGCCAAUUCUCCAUUAUCCCUGUCAGAGGGGAGGUGGGGGCAGGGAGGGGAACCAAAUAAACUUAGAUACACAAAAUUUACAGAUUAUCCUCAAACCUCAUUUUAGCCAAUAGUUUCAACCUCUUCUCCUACCAGCCUUUUUUUUCCCCUAGAGCUGCUUUCAAGGGGACAUGUUGGCAUUUCUCCAUCCAACCCUCUGCUAGAAGUUCUAACAAGUGCUUGAAAUAGCCAAAAGAUGGGCAGCAGGAGGGAGAUGGAGGAGAAACUAGGGGCAGACACAAGAUACAGACUGGUUAAUCAGCUCCUGAAUAACCAGAGGCUGACUUUUUCAUUGUUACUUGUAUUUAAACACUUUUUAUUGUUGUUGUUCUACUUUUAACAGUAGUUAUACUGCCCACUUUUGGGGGUGGGGUGGGGGAGCAGGCAGGCCUUUUCUUACCUUUAAGAAGAGGUGUUUGCAUCUGCAACAUAAGCGGGUUAUAAGGUUCUUUUGUGCUGAAAAGAGAGGAGGCCUAUUUUCCUCUAUCACUCUUCAUAUUUCUAUGGAAUUAUCUCAUUGUUCCCCCGUAUCAAAGGUAGCAUCAAUGCAUGCACAUGGAAUUUUACUCUCAAUAAAUAGUUUAAUGACUUUCAGCCCACCCAUUGCCAAUGUGCUCAAGGGUGACCAGCUUCAAUCCUAACCCUGUCUUCCUUUGUUCCUAAAUGUACCAUAUAUGUUCAGUGCUUCACAUUGUCAUCAGACCCCAGACCACCUACUCCACCUCAUAGGACAAAGGUUACAUUUGGAUGCAUAGCCGAUCCAUUCAUUUUCGCCAUCUUUGUAAUGCUCUCUAGGAAGUGACUCAUCCUAGGUCACUCAGAUUCGACCAUUGGACCAUGGUUAUAAACAGGGCCUUGCCUUGGGAAAAAUUAUGCAGUAAUUCUAGAAGGUAGCCCACCUCUCUUUAAAUGCUCUUGGUUUAAGUUCCCGGAGCUCCUCUGGAGACUGUUAGCUAACUAGUCUUCCCCAUUCUACCACAUCACCUGGUCCUGCCCUCAUGGGAUGCUGACCUCUGCACCCUCAUUAAAAUUCACUCAUCUUACUUCCAACUCCUUUUAGAUCAGAUAGAUUUCCUAGUCCUGAUGGAUUCUCUAAUCCAGUAAAUGAUUAUACCGGUUUGAAGAAAGAAAAUAUAUUGGCAUAUAUGAAAAAUAAAUAAAACCAAUCUUAACCCAAACUCAGGUUUUAUUUAGGUCAGAUUUGGGGACAAAGUGAGGCCUGGAUUCAAAGCAACAUAACAGUUCAUAAUAAAAUGUUACUGGCUUAUUAUGGUGUUACCCCUCCCAGAGAGCAUUUACAUUUUAAAUAGGCCUUCAGCACCUUAGCCAUAAUAUGAAAACAUAAUAUGAAAUUUCAGAUAUCAUGACCAAACCAAUGAGGGAGAUAUUUUGCCAGGGUAGGGGACCUUUUGUAACCAGUCACAUUCCACAAUACAGUAGCAUCAUCUGCUACUUAUAAAGUUAACCCUGUUUAUAACUAUGGCACAUGGCAGUGGCCAAAAUGAACAGACUGACUGUUAUGAAGAUGCGUCACUCAGGACUCUGCACAC